Messenger RNA from Cylas formicarius (sweet potato weevil), 534 nucleotides. Its product is annotated as short neuropeptide F-like. Bases 108 to 401 code for a protein of 97 amino acids. The transcript has 4 exons. The record is from RefSeq and is a predicted model, not a curated record. Lineage: Eukaryota; Metazoa; Arthropoda; Insecta; Coleoptera; Brentidae.
AAAGUUACCAUUCCGUGCGCCCCAUCAACAGGUUGAGAUAUUAUUCCACUGUGCUGCUGCAACACCAUUUCGAUCGAAGCAGGAUUGUAAAGAGAAACAACCGCAGGAUGAACAUCACUGGCACCAUCAGACUGUUCUCGGUCUUCGUCGCUCUGAUGGUUUUUCUGGCUGGCGUAUCUUCGGCACCGGCAUCGUAUCCCACCGAAUACGACAACAAUCUUCGAGAGCUGUUGGAGAUGCUCAUUCAAAAGGACAAUAGCGUCGAGGACAGACUCGGCCUGCACCAAAUGGUCAGGAAAGCGAGCAGGUCGCCCCAGCUGCGUCUCAGGUUCGGCAAGAGACCGGACACAACAUUUCCUGUACCGGCAUAUCUAGCAGGACUCAACGAGGCGGAAAAUUAGGAAAAAACCACCAUCUACAACCACGAGUUCUCAUCCGAUCUAAGCUUCCUUCGUUGUCCACCGAACAAUAGAAAUGUAUUUUGUACUGUCUCUGCUACUUUAUCAAGAAACAGAAAUAAAUUGCUAUCUUAAA